CCCCCUCCGCAUCGUCAGUCCCCUGAUCCCCUCUGUUUCCGCUGACGGACCAAAACCCUAAUGGCUUCCCGCCUCCUCCACCUGCGCCGCCUCCUCCCGGCCGCGCGCCCGUCCUACGCCGCCGCGUUCUCCACCGCCGUCACCCCGACCCCGCGGGUCUCCGGCCUCGUCGACGAGAUCUGCGGCCUCAACCUCAUCGAGGCCUCCUCCCUCGCGGAUGCCCUCCGCGGCCGCCUCGGCGUCGACCAGCUCCCUCCCCUAGCCAUCCUCAUGGGCGGCGCAGCCCCUCUGGCCGCAGACGGCGCUGGCGCGGCCGGCGAGGAAGCAAAGCCCAAGGAGGAAAAGAUGGCGUUCGACGUGAAGCUGGAGGGGUUCGACGCCGCGGCCAAGCUUAAGAUCAUCAAGGAGCUGAGGGCGAUCACGAGCUUGGGCCUGAAGGAGGCCAAGGAGCUCGUGGAGAAGGCGCCGGCCGUGCUCAAGGCCGGGGUGCCCAAGGAGGAGGCCGAGAGCAUCGCCGAGAAGAUGCGGGCGCUGGGCGCCAAGAUUGUCCUCGAGUGAGGGGACGAGAUCUCUGUAUGCCCUUCGUUUCUUGAUUUCUUUCUGUUCAUUGUACGAAGGAAAAAAGAGAAAUUUUGGAACUAAAGCAGUUAAUAAUUUAACGAGAUUGACUCUA
Molecule: messenger RNA, 673 nt
Organism: Hordeum vulgare subsp. vulgare (domesticated barley)
Lineage: Eukaryota; Viridiplantae; Streptophyta; Magnoliopsida; Poales; Poaceae
Product: 50S ribosomal protein L7/L12-like
Exons: 1
Coding region: 61-558 (165 amino acids)
Biological process (GO): translation
Cellular component (GO): ribosome
Molecular function (GO): structural constituent of ribosome
Source: RefSeq, a predicted model, not a curated record